Molecule: messenger RNA, 1111 nt
Organism: Platichthys flesus (European flounder)
Lineage: Eukaryota; Metazoa; Chordata; Actinopteri; Pleuronectiformes; Pleuronectidae
Exons: 2
Coding region: 116-907 (263 amino acids)
Source: RefSeq, a predicted model, not a curated record
CUAGAUAACAACUCAGAUAACCAGGCUUCAUGCUGUGGUGGACAAACCCAGUUUAUCCAUCAGAGCACUGCUCAGGUGAGUUCUUCCCCGGGUGUGACUCCGACUCACAUCAUCCAUGAGUGGCCCUGCUGGACCCCGACCCCAGAAGGUCAUGCAGGAGAGCAGGGUCCUGGUCCAGACCCACCUGCUCACCAGCUCCCUGCAGCCUCCACCCCGGGAGGGGGCGGGGAACACGGGCAGCAAAGCCCCCCUCAGGCUGCCCUCGCUGGUGGCUGCGGGCCGAGGGUCUCGCGGGAGGAGCAGCAUGGCUCGACUCAGCCUCAGUGAACCAUCUCUUCUCAACCUGAAUGAGAACAUCCAGUUUGAGGGAUUCUCCAACGUCCGUCGUCCCAGUGUUUUACAAAAGCGACCCCCACCUCCUCCUCCUCCUCCACCUUCCAAGUCGCCCUCCCUGCUCCCCUGCAGGACCUGGCUCCCGUCCGGCAGCUGCCAGAACCUGCAGGACAGGCAGAAGGGCCCAGGCUGCAGCAGGCCGGUGUAUUUCCACUUCUCCCAGGCCAUCCAGCCCAGGUCCAGACCAGCCAGACAUCAUUCCUACAACCCGACCCCGAGUGCAGAUAACCUCCGACCUUUAGGGAUGCACGACUCCUCGCCUCAGAGGGAGCCUCUCUCAGUCGUUGGGAAGCCGUAUCUCCGGAGCUGCAGUCAACGCCUCGCUCCAGCUGCUGCUGCAGCUUCAGCUCCAGCUCCAGCUCGAGCUCAGCUCCACGUGUUCCUGCCCACAGAGGCGGAGGCGGAGGAGGUAGACAGUGAGUCGGUGGAUGAGGGCUUCAUGGAUGAGCUGGACUGUAAGAUGACCUCUCUGAAGCUGCAGCAGGGGGCGCUAAAGACACUUACGUACCACUGAUAGAUCGUCUGUUGUUUAAGUGUAUGGACAAAAGUAUAUGGACAGUCCUGUCCUUGUACUGUGAUACUGUUGUUCCUCCUCGAUGCUGUCAAUUAAAGUAUUACUGCUGAAGGGUGAAGUAGGAGAUCUUGCAUCACUUGUAGACAGACAUCUUUAGAAAAGAUGAAAUAAACAUUUACACUGAUGGUUCAAAGGAUCCAGAGA